Molecule: messenger RNA, 639 nt
Organism: Camellia sinensis
Lineage: Eukaryota; Viridiplantae; Streptophyta; Magnoliopsida; Ericales; Theaceae
Source: RefSeq, a predicted model, not a curated record
AUGACACUUCCUAAGUCUGGUUCUUCUGUAAACAAGGCUCAUCGAUUGCGUUGGUUUGAUUUUGGAUUUGGGUUAGACCACAUGAGUAAUGACUACAAAGUGGUGAAAAUUGUGUGCGCAAAGGAUAACCAUCACCGCUAUGUUGUGCAUAGGGUGGAGCUUUUAGCACUGGUUCUUGGAGAUCCAAUGGAUUGUGUUUGCAUUUUGGCAUUUGAUAUAGUCGAAGAGGUGUUUAGGGAGAUAGCUUUGCGAAACCAUCAAAUUGAUGUGAUUCUCCGAAUCGAUGUGUCUAUUACAGUAUUGGGCAAGUCACUUGCUGUAAUCCUCUGUGAAGCUGUUUUUACUUCUGUGAAAAUGAUUGGGACUAACCAUGUAUGGGUGAAGGAAGAAUAUGGUGUCAUAGAGUCAUGGACUAAAGGAUGCAGAAAGAUUGGGAAGCAAAGAUGGUUGACAUUAUUGGGUUCUAGGAAGAAUGACGAUGUCUUAAUGGUUCAAGAUGGAUUACUGGGGCCUCGGGAGUUGGUUUCAUGUGAUACAAAAAGCUACCAAAUCAAGCAUCUCGGGCUCUAUGGCGACUCAUUUUAUGUUAAAACUUAUAUGGAGAGCUUAGUUGCACUAGAUGUAGUUGACGGAGUCUAG